This is a messenger RNA of Thermothelomyces thermophilus ATCC 42464, 3194 nucleotides long. RefSeq lists its product as uncharacterized. The record is from RefSeq and is a predicted model, not a curated record. Gene Ontology annotation, cellular component: nucleus. NCBI's taxonomy places the organism in Eukaryota, Fungi, Ascomycota, Sordariomycetes, Sordariales, Chaetomiaceae. Bases 191 to 2932 code for a protein of 913 amino acids. The transcript is spliced from 2 exons. Gene Ontology annotation, molecular function: RNA polymerase II CTD heptapeptide repeat phosphatase activity.
CGACAGUUAUCGACCGCGGUACACGGUACACAGAACCUGUGCGCGCCACUGCGCGAUGGGUGAUCCAACCGACUUGGGCACCGGUUUCAUUCGAGUAUUGGGAGGCUACUGCGCUCAACGCGCGAACAACGGCCGAAUCCAUUAAACCCUACCGUCGCAAAUCUCGACCAGUCCUUCCCUCGUCGACACUAUGUCAAAAACCGUCCGGCUGGGGAGCCGGCUACGGUACCCCAUCACCGUCGUCAAGCUCCACAAAAAACCCGGGGACAGGAUAAAGAAACAAGAAACCCUCAUGGAAUAUUCGUUCAAAUGGUGGAAGGAGGUUGGCGACUCCAUCCGUGGCGAGACCUGGAAAGAAGAGCAGACGACCAUCGUGACAUGGGACUCCCCGAGCGAUGGCGAGCUGAGGCACUGGCUCAUCCGCGAAGGCCAGCACAUCGUGUCCGACACGCCAGCUAUGGAGGUCAAGGAGGAUUGCCCACACGAGAUCCAAUUCCAGGGCCUCUGCGGCAUGUGCGGCAAGGAUAUGACCGAAGUCAACUGGGCGACCGAGACUAGCGACACGGCGCGUGCUCCCAUCAACAUGGUGCACGACCAGACUAACCUGACCGUCAGCGCGGUUCAAGCUCAGCGCACAGAACAGGAGCUUCAGCGGCGCCUCCUCAAGAGCCGCAAACUGAGCUUGGUAGUCGAUCUGGACCAAACCAUCAUCCAGGCCUGCAUCGACCCAACCGUGGGCGAGUGGCAGAAGGACCCAACCAACCCGAACCACGAGUUGGCCAAGGAGGUCAAGAGCUUCCAGCUGGACGACGGUCCGACCGACUUGGCGCGACGAUGCUGGUACUACAUCAAGAUGCGCCCGGGGCUCCAGGACUUCUUGAAGCGCAUCGCCGAGAUGUACGAGCUGCAUGUCUACACCAUGGGUACGCGCGCAUACGCACAGAAUGUGGCACGCGUUGUUGACCCAGACAAGAAGCUAUUCGGUAACCGCGUCAUCAGCCGCGACGAGAACGGCAAUAUCUUCGCCAAGAGCCUGCACCGGCUCUUCCCAGUCAGCACUCACAUGGUGGCCAUUAUCGACGACCGGUCCGACGUCUGGCCGCGUAACCGACCUAACCUGAUCAAGGUCUCGCCUUACGAGUUUUUCAAGGGCAUCGGGGAUAUCAACUCCAACCUCUUACCGAAGCGCCAGGACCUGCUCACGUCGGGCGCGACGGCCAACGGGGCGAAGAAGGGGAAGAAGAGCAAAGCAUCCGAGAACCAAGAGGUCGCCGUCGCCGGAACCGACGACGGCGCGUUGACACAACAGCAGGUCGAGGAGCAGGAGCGCGCGCUCGAGAAGCAGAUCAAGGACAGGCCGCUCCAGGUGCUCCAAGAGCAGCUCGAUCGUGAGGACGAAGAGGCUGAGAAGGCGACCGUUCAAUCGGAUGACGGUUCCGAGUCACGCUCGUCGUCCCCUGCUCCACAGCGCCAUCGCGUCUUGCAGGACGACGACGAGGAGCUCAAGUAUCUCGAGCAGCACCUCACCGCCCUCCAUCGGGCCUUUUACGACGAGUACGACAGAAAGCGAGCGGCGCAUGAUUCGUCCGCCGACGUCGACCUCGACUCAGUGCCAGACGCCGGGCGUAUUCUCGACCAGCUCAAGAGCACAGUCCUACAGGGCAAGAAGAUUGUCCUGUCUGGCUUACUGCCAAGGGACAUCAACAUAUACCGCUCCGAGCUCGGCCUCCAGAUCAUGUCCUUCGGCGCGGAGCUCCUCACCAAGGUCAGCCGAGAUGUGACACACCUCGUCGUCAAUGCCGCGCAGCCGGGUAGGGAGAAGCUCCUCCAAGCCCGGCGGCGACCUCACAUCAAGAUUGUCAGCCAGGAAUGGCUAGCUGCCUGCUUCAGCCAGUGGAAGGCCGUCGACGAGUCGCCUUACCUCUUCACGGCGCGCCUCGUCGAAGAGGACGAUCCGGAACACAAGCAGCUCAUCGCCAGUGACGAGGACGAAGACGAGGUUGAAGACACGGACACCGAAGCCGACAGCAGCGGCAGAGGCCUCAACGGUGAAACUAAUGGCACCAGUCCCAGGUUAAAACUCAUAUCCCCGACCGGCCAGACCCACACGUUCAAGCUAAAGAAGAAUGGCGAAUCCGCCGACGACGAAGAGAGCGACCCGGGCGAUGAUGAUGAUGAUGAUGAGGAAAUUGAGGAGGGCCUCCUCCCCGAUGAUCUUCCCGACGGCCAGUCGUCGCCCAUCGACGGGCUCAAGACAUUCAACUGGGGCUCGGCGGACGAGGAGCUAGCCGAGUUUCUGGCGAGUGGGUCGGACGACGAUGACGAGGACGAGGACGAAGAUGAGGACGAAGAAGGCGACGGCGAUGACGGCGAGGGCGAGGGUGAGAAGGAUGGCGACGACAACGGGCCCCGCGCCGAAGAGGACGAAGACGAGUUCGGCUCCUCGUCGCUGGGGGAGGAGGAUGGUCGGAGGAGGAGGAGUAAAAGUGCUAGCCCGUCCACUGGUGGUGGUGGUGGCAGUAGCAAGAAGAGGAAGGAUCGUGACGAAGACGACGAUGACGGUGGAGAUGGCGAGGGUGAAGGCCAAGGGGGAAAUGGCACGCCUGCGAAGCGCCUGCGCAGGACGGAGAGCCAACACGGGUCGUCGCUGCGGAGUCUCUAUCGUGCGGGGGAGAAUGGGAGCAGCUUGCCGACGCCGGGCAGAUCGGACAGGCAGGAUGCGGAGAUGGAGGGCACGGAGGACAGUGCCGUGGAGGAGGAGGGUGACGAGGUGGAGGGAGAAGAGGACGAGGAGAUGGAGUUUGAUGUCGCCGAGCUCGAGGCCGAGUUCGAGGCCGAGUUUGGCAAAGCCGAGGCCGAACUGGAGGCUCAGAUGGCCGCCGAAGAGACGACGUCUGGCGCUGAAGGGGAUGUGGGUACGGAGAAUGGCUAGUAGGCCCUCCUAAUUCCCGUGAAGGAAAGGAUGUUUUGAGGAACAACGGGUCCGAGAUAUGUUGUGUUUUUCUUUUUUUUUUUUUUUUUUUCUACGGCGCUUUGUGUUACAUACAUAUGGGACCAGCGUGGGCGGGUUGUUGGACGGAGUUGACUGAGAUUUAUCGUGCAGAUUAUGUAUUGUAGCCCGUAAUGCACUGGCAUCUUUACAGCCUCGAAUUUUGACAUUUAUACUCCUCAGACUCGCGGACUUGGUAUAUGUG